AUGAUGGCUAAGAUGGAUGCAUGGAUUCCACAUCGUGAGAGCAAGGCCACGAUGGGCUCGAUCAGUGGAGACGAGACCUCGAAGGAGAAGGAAGGAGAGAAAAGUACGACUGGGGUGACGAUCAGCGAGAGGAACGCGAUCGGACCUAAAGUUGGCGAUGGCAGCGACGGUCGUCGCCAUGACUUACGGGGGAGCUACGGCGGUAAGCCGUCCGCCGAUGGAGGUGGCAGCAGCAGCACUGGAGGGACUUUUCCCUCAAAACUCGCUAGGCUGGAGUUUCUUAAGUUUGUUAGAGAGGAUCCAGGAUCAUGGUUUCCUCAUGUGGAGCAGUUUUUUGAGUACUAG
Linum trigynum is the source of this 345-nucleotide messenger RNA. The record is from the annotation of a GenBank genome assembly. NCBI's taxonomy places the organism in Eukaryota, Viridiplantae, Streptophyta, Magnoliopsida, Malpighiales, Linaceae.